Molecule: messenger RNA, 5287 nt
Organism: Cryptotermes secundus
Lineage: Eukaryota; Metazoa; Arthropoda; Insecta; Blattodea; Kalotermitidae
Gene: Etl1
Product: SWI/SNF-related matrix-associated actin-dependent regulator of chromatin subfamily A containing DEAD/H box 1 homolog
Exons: 17
Coding region: 1886-4471 (861 amino acids)
Cellular component (GO): nucleus
Molecular function (GO): DNA binding; chromatin binding; ATP binding
Source: RefSeq, a predicted model, not a curated record
CCAGAAGUGGGCGCAGUACAAGGGACUUAGUCUCACCCCACUAGGAAUUAAAAAAAAAUACCUCCUUCAUUACACCGCGAGCUUCAUUUUUACACGACACAAUUUCUUUUGGAGAAACUAUCUGACAGAGUCACAGAAAUUCGAACGUUUUUUCUAUAUCUUGAAGAAUAUUCUUCUUACGUGCCAUUAGUGAUAACGUACAGUCUUUUCUGGUUUUGCGUGCUGCUUAGGUAAUUGUACACCUUCUUCAGAGCAGAGGAUGGCCGCUCGACAGGCGCAGUCUUUGUUGGAAUGGUGAAUAACAAAUGCAUAAUUUUAUGAUUUUCAGUGAUGCCUUAUUCAGAUUUGAAGCGAUCGAGCAUACUCGUAUGAGGAACGAAAUAUUUUUCUGUAAAAUUAUCCCCGGAAAAUAAAUAAGAAGUUGAGUUCUUAGAAGAUGAGAAUCAAAAUAAUCUUGUAUUAUUUCUGUCGUAAUAGAUGUGCAGUACUUCUUAUCGAGGAACACGCCUGACAUUUUAGACUUCUUGAUAAAUGUGGGAAAGUCUGACUAAGAUCUGUCGUAUUAUGAUGAAGCCACUGAUUGUGAUAUAAAUCAGUAAGUCGGCAAAAUAAAUUCAGAGGUGGAGCGGGAAAGAUAAAUUUCUGAUCAUAUGAAGUUGAGUGUUUAGAACAUGAGAAUCAAACUACAGCCCAUAUGAUUUCAACAAACAAUAAGCAGUAGCUGGAAAAUUUCCAGGGAAGUGUUUAAAGUUUCCGAAGUCUAGAAGAGUAACUAGCUUGAGUUGAUGAUUUCAGAGAAUGGACUGGUCAACUGGCGAUACAAAGUUUCGAUUAUUUUAUGGUACAGUCGGCAAUAAGUAGCUUUUCGAGCAUUAUUAACCACCGGGAUGCACUAUCUUAGCCGGAAAUUCUGAUUGUGAUUGGCUCUCACUUUUUGACGGAACCUUUUCACAACUUUCAUGCUUCUCUGUUAAAAGAGAAUCUUAGAUUCUUCAGCUUUUUUUAAACAGUGACUGAUUAGCUUCUUUUGGUUUGCAUGUUUACGAGAAUUCUUUGGCUUCCGAUAAUACCUGAUAAUACUUUCAAACAGAAACUGAAGUAAAAAUCUUGAAGAGUGUCACGACAUCCUUCUGCAGCACCACUAGUUUCGCUCUCCCAUUCUUGUGUGUACUCUUCAGUCGCUUCCCUUCUCUGGUCUGGGAGCACCAUCAAUAACUGACAUGCAUUGUCUCGUUCGGGUCACAUGCUAGUUUGAAACGUUCGAAAUAUCACGCACUUCCUUUUCCCUUCAAGCCAAUAUUAUCACAGGUAUCUUGUAAAUGCUCCUGUCUGAGAAACGGCUAGCUUAGGCCUCGAUGAACUGGUUUGCAAGUCUCUGAUGGACUGGAAGCUGGUAGGAGACGAUGUACUAUCCGAAUGAUUCUUCUUCCAGUAUGAGGAGUACCACCGAACCACGAUGGUAACAAAGUAACAUUUUUAUUUUAUUUUUCAGUGUUAGCUGGUCUAACAUGGUUAAAAUGAGCACUCUUUCACUCUGUGACACCGUGUAGUCUGAUGGAAGUUAAAUUUAUACAAUACUGUACAACGACACAUCCACAAGGGGCCGUACAGUCUAAUAUGUUUGGAUAUACCCAAUAGUAAUUAACACAAUUUUAUAACUCGUUGAAUGUUUAAAUAACUGGCCGCAAGACCAAAAACACUUGAUCCGCUGUAAGCAUUUCUAUUGGCAGGAAUGACUGUGCCUCGUAAACAAAAAAGUGGCUAAUGAAAAUCUCGAAAUGCGGUAGAUGAACGAAUCGAUUACAUUCACAAGGAUUGUGGCUACCUUCCGUACAUAUAUAUAACCAGUAGAGAAUAAUAGGCAAUCAACACUAAAGACAUCAAAAUGUCACAGGAUUCAAGUUCUGGGUCUGGGGUGCAUGAUACUCCAAGCCCAAGUCUCUUAAACAACCUUCGGCAGUUUCGGUUUCAGAAGAAAUCGACACACCAGAUAGAAACAAAUCGGUCAAAUGGCAUAAUCAAUAAUGGUACACCUAAAAAUCACAUGUCAGUGAUGUCAGACAGUCUGUCAGGUCCAGAGUCUAUAGUAGUUCACCGCAAGAAGCCAGUUGCACGCAUUCAGGAUAGUGAAGAGUCAGAAGGAGAAAAUGAAGCUGACAGUGUCCUGAAGGAGAAUAAUCUGAAGUUCCUUGAAGAUGCCUUCCCUUCAUUAGAUAAAAUGGUGCUGCAGGAUGCGCUGGUAUCUAGCAGUUGGAGUGUAGAAGCAGCAAUGGCGCUACUUUGUGAGGGUGAUUCAGUGGGAGACAAGAAGAAACGUCCUGCUGACGCUCGAUCGCGCAAGAAAGGAAAGCGGCGGCGGCGGCAGAUGGAUGACAUUGAAGAAGACAGAGAUGACGAUGAUGAUGAUAACCACAAUCCAUACGAGGAUGAAAGAGUUUUCGAUAGCGAUGACUCAGAUCAAGAUAUUUCAGAUGAUCUAACAGAGGAUAAGAAGGAAGUACUUGAAUUUUUGUCAACAGCUACAGUUGGAGAGUUGCGAGUUAUGCCACACUGUUCCCAAAAGAAAGCUGAGGCAAUCAUAGAACAAAGGCCUUUUACUGGGUGGAUAGACCUAGUAGAAAAAUUCCAGGAAGGAAAGUUCCUUGGAACAGAAUUGCUCAAUUCUGCUCAAGAUGUUCUGAGGGCUCGUCAAGUGGUACAAGCCUUAAUGAAGAAGUGUACCAAACUUGCAGCACAGAUGGAGCGUGCAAUAGCAGCUGGAGCCUCUAGUGUUAAGAAGCAACCAUCUCUGCUCUCACCAAGUCUUACACUUGCAGGGUACCAGAUGGUGGGACUCAACUGGCUCUUGGUUAUGCAUGGGCAGGGGCUGAAUGGCAUCCUAGCUGAUGAGAUGGGCCUUGGAAAGACAGUGCAAGUGAUAGCAUUCCUGGCACAUUUGAAGGAGACCGGCAUGCAGGGUGAUGGACCUCACCUUGUGGUGGUUCCAUCUUCCACACUUGAGAACUGGAGCAAUGAGUUUGCUAGAUGGUGCCCCUCAUUGCAAGUUGUAACUUACUAUGGCUCUCCAGAAGAUCGCAAGGCCAUGCGAAUUAGUUGGAUGAAGGAUGGCCUUGAAGGUGUUGACAUUAUACUUACAACGUACAGCAUAGUGAGUAGUUCACCAGAAGAACGGAAGAUGUUCCGUGUUCUACGUAUGCAGUAUGUUGUUCUAGAUGAAGCGCACAUGCUGAAAAAUAUGGCCACUCAGAGAUAUGACAAUCUUGCAAGGAUCAAUGCCGAGCAUCGUAUUCUGCUGACCGGCACACCGCUCCAAAACAAUCUCAUAGAACUAAUGUCACUAUUAAUAUUUGUCAUGCCACACAUGUUUGAGGGCAAGAAAGAUAUCCUGAAGAGCCUGUUUUCAAAAUGCCCGCGAGAUGGUACAAAAAACUCAAAAGAGGAUGAGUUACCUCGAUUUGAGCAAGAACAAGUAUCACAAGCUAGGAGAAUCAUGAAGCCUUUUGUUUUACGACGGUUGAAGAGUGAAGUGAUGAAAGAUCUGCCUACAAAAUCAGAUGUAACACUACUGUGUCCUCUUGAACCUAGCCAGCAGGAGAAGUAUGAUGACCUUAUUCAGACCUUCUCACAGCAGAGCACACAAAGGCUGGUGGGCACUAACGAUGCACUGAGUGGCAUAGCAAUGAUGAUGCAGCUUCGAAAAAUGGCAAACCACCCAGUGCUGUUGCGUUACUAUUUUAUGGAUGAACAGCUGGAAGACAUGGCCAAGCGAUUAGCUGCCGAUCAGACAUACAAAGAAACCAAUCCUGAUUAUAUUGUUCAGGAUCUAGCUGUAAUGUCAGACUAUCAAAUUCAUCAACUGAGUUCUGUCUAUAAGUGCCUGUCUGGCUACUCGCUGCCUGUUGAGAUUUUAGUUGAGUCUGGAAAGUUCCGGAAGCUUGAUGAAGUGCUACCAAAACUGAAGAGCGAGGGGCAUCGAGUGCUCAUCUUUAGUCAGUUUGUUAUCAUGUUAGAUGUGCUGCAGGAAUACCUGCAUAUUAGGGGAUAUCAUUACCUGCGACUUGAUGGCAGCACCCCUGUCACGUCAAGGCAAGAAUUAAUAGACGCUUACAAUGCAGAUGAGUCAAUUUUUGCAUUCCUGUUGUCAACUCGAGCUGGUGGUCUGGGGAUUAAUCUUACAGCAGCUGAUACAGUCAUUAUUCAUGAUGUAGACUUCAACCCUUAUAAUGACAAACAGGCUGAGGAUCGUUGUCAUCGCGUUGGACAGACAAGGAGUGUGGCAGUAAUGAGGUUACUAAGCGAAGGUACUAUUGAAGAAGGCAUCCACCAAGUAGCACAAGAAAAGCUUAAUUUGGAACGUGAAAUUAGCAAUCCAGAAGAAAAUGAACCUGCGGAAGCAAAGAAUGUUGUCCGUUUGUUGAAACAGGCCCUUGGCUUGGAUAAGGCUGUAUCCUCUCCACAGAAAACAUCAUGAAACUUGCUACAACUAGAAAAAAUUACAGCCUAAUUGCUGAAAACAUGUUCCAGGGAUGCAGCCACUAGUUGUGGUGCGUCAUACAUUUACACUUAGCCUUGAUACAGAAAGUAUUGUGACAAGACUUUCAUGACUGGUGCUCCUGUAUCCACCUCAUGCAUGAGUAUUCCAACGAAAUUGAAUGAUAGAGAUUAUUACGGUUUGAUCAUCAUAGACAGUAAGUUGAAUAAUGUUUGAUAAAGAAAUGGUGAUACAGCUAGACUGAUGGCCUCCUGUAAAUAAUACUCAAUGCCUUAUUAUUUGGAUAUUGAAGCUUGCUGUAUUUAUAUAAGCUGCUGAACUUCAGCAAGCUUGACGUGUUUGUUGUCAGCUUUUUUUACAGAAGAUACUGAUACCUGCAAAAGACCAAAAAAAAAUCACUGGACAAAAGAAAGCGGUGUAUUUUUAUUUAAUUAUAAGCCUCAGUAAGGAAAUGUUACUUGUAACAAUAACUGGCUGAGAGAAAGUGAUACUCAUUAUGUCAUGACUGUAAAGACUUCUGUGAUUUCAUGAUGAUGCAACAGACCCAGCUAUUUUUUUCUGUUGUCCAGUAUAUACAUAAAUAUAUUGGUAGAGGAAGAAAAGGUUGUUAGAAAUAGCUUUGUUACUGAACAUUUGAAGAUGAUUUUUUCAUAACUUUCUUCAGGAGUGAGUCACAUUUUUUACUGUUUCACAAUACAGUUUGAUUAUAUAAGUGGAAUGUUAUUACAGUCAUUACAGACACUGCAUGUAUGUUGAAAUAUUUAUAAUAAUAAAAAGAAUAAGAACUGUUUUAAA